GAUCUGCAACAGAAAAGACCUCAAACGCACUGUAACCUGGAUUUAUGCCCCUUGGAUUUCUUGAGAGGGUUCAUACAAACAUCGUUUUCACCGUAGCCACUGUAUUUAAGUCCUACCCCGGAUUUACUAAUCGCAUCUAGUGGUCUUGGAUCGUCCACCCGCCUCCUGCUUCACCGCAGCGCCCGAACAGAGGAGCUCAACAUGAUGUCAUCCUAUUAUCACUCUGGGAAGGAAACUGACAUGGCUACGAUGUCAGAGCCGCUUUGCUUAGAAAGAGACGUGUGCCGGGUGAUCGAGCUCCUGGACCGGCUGCAACGCAGCGGGGAACUACCCCCUCCCAAGCUACAGGCCCUGCAGAGAGUCCUGCAGAGCAAGUUCUGUGCCGCCAUCAGAGAGGUCUACGAGCAGCUCUACGACACCCUAGACAUAGCAGGGGGGCCGGAGGUGCGUGCGCAGGCCACUGCAAAGGCCACAGUCGCGGCCUUCGCAGCCAGCGAGGGUCACGCCCACCCCAGGGUGGUGGAGCUCCCCAAGACAGAGGAGGGCCUGGGCUUCAACAUCAUGGGGGGCAAGGAGCAGAACUCCCCCAUCUACAUCUCCAGGGUCAUCCCGGGGGGGGUGGCCGAUCGCCAGGGGGGCCUGAAGAGGGGCGACCAGCUGCUCUCGGUCAACGGAGUGAGCGUGGAGGGCGAGCACCACGAGAAGGCGGUGGAGCUGCUGAAGGCGGCCCAGGGCUCGGUGAAGCUGGUGGUGCGCUACACGCCCAAGGUGCUGGAGGAGAUGGAGGCGCGCUUCGAGAAGAUGCGCAGCGCCCGCCGACGCCAGCAGCACACCAGCUACUCAUCGUUGGAGUCCCGAGGUUAACCACGCCCUCCGUUGACCCCCCUCCCAACCCUACUCAUCUCUCCCAUGGGUGUCUAGACUUUAGCGAGGACGGAGAUAGAAAAAAUACAAACAACUACCAAAGUAGCCAACCACGACGUGUUAACUAUUUCCAUUGAGGAAGACGUGUGUAGGUGUUGUGUGCGUUAGUCCCUCCCUCCUCACCUCUUACCUAGAUCCUUUAUGGAGCUCAUUUUGUUGUUCAACUGAGAUUUUCUUCCUUCCACUUGAAUGCCUAUAUCCUAUUGGAGGGAAGGGAUUUAUUCCUAUACGUGUGUGCGUGUAUAUGUGUGUUUGUGUGUUUUGGCGUGUCUGCAAACAUUUGUGUGUGUGCCUGCGUGUGUCUCUGUGCGUGUGCACACAUGCACGUGUGUGUGUGUGUGUGUGGCUGUGUCCCAUAGGGGGUGGUGUCCUGAUGUGAUGUGAUGAUGUGAUGCAGUCGUGGGGGAUGGGUUGAAGGACAGCAGCAGCAGCAGCAGCAGCAGCUCGUUGUGACCUUAAUAUAGUUUGUUUGUGGAGCCACGACCUUUUUAGAUGAACCCACUACACACAGGGCGAACCAGGAGCUGGAUGGAGUGAUAUACACAGUAUAUAUGCUAUUUGUACUAAGUAUUAGGUAUUUGAAAUGUCUUUAUUUAUUAUUUUAUUUAUUGUUGUUAUUUAUUCAUGGAAUAAAAUAUAUGAAGAUUGAACUUUAGUGAAGGCCUUUGCUUUAUAUUAUCUAUUUUUUUUUUAAAUCAAAGUACAUUCAAUGAGCUACAUUGAGAUUUAUGUAUGAAUUAAAUAAUUGUGAACAAUUAUGCAAACGACUUUAAACCUAUGGGGAGAUAAAUAUUUAUAAUUUAAAUACAUUGAUCAACAUAAAUACACUGUUUUGUUCAACGGUGAGUAGAAUGGAUUGUUUUGUUGUUGGCUACACUGCUAUUUGUGCAGGUGUUGGACUGUGAACUAAUCGAUGUCAUGUAUUCAGGUGACACAAGUUCACCAAUUAAAAAUAGUGCAUCAGUCUAAAUGUGUAGCUCAAUAGACACUAUCACAAACAAUUGAAUCAUUAAUAAACCAUUCUUUAUUGGGUUUGUCAACACUGAAGGAACGGUUUGAUAAGUAUUCUCGAAGAGACGUUCGCUUUGGAGCAGUGUUUCAGCACCACGGAUAGCACAGUUGUGUAAAAUAGAGAAGCGGCCACUAGAUGGACAUUGGGAAAACGACGAGAUUAUUAUCGGAGUCCGCUUUGGACAGA
This is a messenger RNA of Gadus chalcogrammus (walleye pollock), 2122 nucleotides long. RefSeq names its product lin-7 homolog B (C. elegans) (gene lin7b). Gene Ontology annotation, biological process: protein localization to basolateral plasma membrane; maintenance of epithelial cell apical/basal polarity; neurotransmitter secretion. Gene Ontology annotation, molecular function: L27 domain binding. Gene Ontology annotation, cellular component: cell-cell junction; synapse; MPP7-DLG1-LIN7 complex. Lineage: Eukaryota; Metazoa; Chordata; Actinopteri; Gadiformes; Gadidae. The record is from RefSeq and is a predicted model, not a curated record. Bases 202 to 864 code for a protein of 220 amino acids. The transcript has 6 exons.